Rotaria sordida is the source of this 594-nucleotide messenger RNA. The record is from the annotation of a GenBank genome assembly. Lineage: Eukaryota; Metazoa; Rotifera; Eurotatoria; Philodinida; Philodinidae.
AUGUCGAAAUGGGGCUACUGUGGAACGGGAAUAGAUUAUUGCGGUGCUGGCUGUCUAGCUGGUCCAUGCUCAGGAGGUGGAGGUGGAGGUGGAGGUGGAGGUGGAGGUGGAGGUGGAGGUGGAGGUGGAGGUGGUCUUCCCUGUGUUGAUCCAAAAGAAUGUCGGUCGAAAUGGGGCUACUGUGGAAAGGGAAUAGAUUAUUGCGGUGCUGGUUGUCUAGCUGGUCCAUGCUCAGGAAGUGGAGGUGGAAGCACUGGAGGCGGUUCAGGUGGCACUUUUCAAGGAGAUGCUACACACUAUAGUGUUAGUGCUGGCUUUACGGCAUGUGGAACAAAGCACAGUGAUAAUGAAUAUGUCGCUGCAUUGAAUGCACCACAAUUUGAUCCAAAUACACCUAAUGGUAAUCCAAAUUUGAACAGCUUAUGUAACAAGUUAGCCAAGGUAACUGGUCCCAAAGGAACUGUCACAGUAAAAAUUGUUGAUAAAUGCCCUGGAUGUAAAUAUGGUGAUCUUGAUUUAUCAGAAGCUGCUUUCAGAGUCGCAAUUGGAGAUCUUGGCAUUGGUCGUGCAAGAAUUACAUGGAGCCGGCUUUAA